Dovyalis caffra is the source of this 753-nucleotide messenger RNA. Lineage: Eukaryota; Viridiplantae; Streptophyta; Magnoliopsida; Malpighiales; Salicaceae. The record is from the annotation of a GenBank genome assembly.
AUGGUGAAGCUGACAAUGAUUGCUCGUGUUACGGAUGGGCUUCCCCUAGCAGAGGGAUUGGAUGAUGGUCGUGAUGUGAAAGAUGCUGAAAUGUACAAACAGCAGGUCAAGGCACUUUUCAAGAACCUUGCAUCUGGCCACAAUGAUGCUUCGAGGAUGUCCAUUGAAACUGGCCCUUAUGUUUUCCAUUACAUCAUUGAAGGACGCGUUUGUUACCUUACUAUGUGUGACCGUUCUUAUCCCAAGAAACUUGCCUUUCAAUACCUAGAAGAUCUUAAGAAUGAAUUUGAGCGUGUCAAUGGGGCUCAAAUUGAAACUGCUGCUAGACCAUAUGCCUUCAUUAAAUUUGAUACUUUCAUACAGAAAACAAAGAAAUUGUACCAGGACACCCGUACUCAGCGGAAUAUUGCAAAGUUGAAUGAUGAGCUAUAUGAAGUCCACCAAAUAAUGACUCGCAAUGUGCAGGAAGUUCUGGGUGUUGGUGAAAAGCUGGACCAGGUCAGUCAAAUGUCAAGUCGGUUAACAUCAGAAUCCCGCAUAUAUGCUGACAAGGCAAGAGAUUUGAAUCGACAGGCCUUAAUUCGAAAGUGGGCUCCUGUGGCCAUUGUGCUAGGAGUUGUCUUCCUUCUCUUUUGGGUUAAAACAAAGCUGUGUCAGUUGCCUUUGCUCGUGGUACAAGUUCAAACUUCAGAGACUUCAGAUUGGGGACUGGACACACAUGAAGGAUUAAUCAUGUUUCAAAAUGGACUCUAG